Molecule: messenger RNA, 3214 nt
Organism: Sardina pilchardus (European sardine)
Lineage: Eukaryota; Metazoa; Chordata; Actinopteri; Clupeiformes; Clupeidae
Gene: abi2a
Product: abl-interactor 2a
Biological process (GO): neuron migration
Cellular component (GO): SCAR complex; lamellipodium; actin-based cell projection
Molecular function (GO): SH3 domain binding; signaling adaptor activity
Source: RefSeq, a predicted model, not a curated record
AGUAGCGCUCCCUGGCGCUUCCUGUGCACGAGCGCUCGUGCGGCAGUUUGUGUAGAAAAGAUGUAAAGAUGGCGGAGCUACAGAUGCUCUUGGAGGAAGAAAUUCCUGCAGGUCGGAGAGCGUUGCUGGACAGUUUCACAAAUCUCGAAAGAGUUGCCGAGUACUGCGAAAGUAACUAUGUACAGUGCCCUGAUAAGGAGCGUGCGCUGGAGGAGACGAAGAGCUACACGACCCAGUCGCUGGCCAGCGUGGCCUACCUGAUCAACACGCUCGCCAACAACCUGCUGCAGAUGCUCGACAUCCAGGCCUCCCAGCUGCGCCGCAUGGAGUCCUCCAUCAACCACAUCUCACAGACGGUUGACAUCCAUAAGGAGAAGGUGGCCAGACGGGAGAUUGGCAUCCUGACCACCAAUAAGAACACCUCCCGCACGCACAAGAUCAUCGCGCCGGCCAAUCAGGAGCGGCCGGUGCGCUACAUCCGCAAGCCCAUCGACUACAGCAUGCUGGACGACAUCGGCCACGGGGUGAAGUGGUUGCUUAGGUUCAAGGUGAACAGCCAGAACAUGAAGAUGGGGGGACUUCCGCGCACCAACCCCCCCACCCAGAAGCCCCCCAGCCCCCCCCUGGCAGGAAAGGGAACGCUCGGGCGCCACUCCCCUUACCGGACGCUCGAGCCCGUGCGCCCCCCCGUCGUCCCUAACGACUACGUCCCCAGCCCCACACGCAGCCUGGUGCCUGCCUGCCAGCAGAGCCCAGUGCGCACGGCCUCCGUUAGCCACAGGAGCCGCACCUACAGCGGGAGCAGUGGAGGCAGCCAUCCCAGCAGCCGAAGCAGCAGCCGGGAAAACAGCGGGAGCGGCAGUGUGGGGGUGCCUAUCGCCGUGCCAACGCCGUCACCACCCAGCGCCUUCCCAGGCAUCACCCCUCAGUUCUACAGCAUGAACCGGCCUGUGCCCAGGCAAACGGCGCCCCCUGUGGGUGGUUCUCUGCCGUACCGGCGGCCCUCGUCGGUCACGUCCCAGCCCAGCAUGCCCCUGGCCCAGCAGAACGGAGGACCCUACUACAGUCAGAACCAGAACCUGAACCAGGGCCAGAGCCAAGUCUCUGUCGUGGGUUCCCCUCCUCCCCCCUCCAUCCUCCAGAUCACCCCCCAGCUUCCUCUCACAGGCUUCGUGGCUCGCAUGCAGGAGACCAUCUCGGACGCGCCUCCCCCCCCUCCCCCCAGCGAGGAGCCGGUGUUUGAGGAGGCGCACACGCCGCUGCCGCCGCCGGAGCAGUUUGAGGAGGAGGAGUCGGCCGUGGUGGAGUACAGCGACCCCUACGCAGAGGAGGACCCGCCCUGGGCCCCCAGGACCUACCUGGAGAAAGUGGUGGCCAUCUAUGACUAUGCGCGUGAUAAGGAGGACGAGCUGUGCUUCCAGGAGGGCGCCAUCAUCUACGUCAUCAAGAAGAACGACGACGGCUGGUACGAGGGCGUCAUGAACGGCACCACCGGCCUGUUCCCCGGCAACUACGUCGAGUCCAUCAUGCACUACGCAGAGUGACCACACCUCACCCUCCCACACACACACACACACACACACACACACACACACACACACACACACACACGCAUUACGCAGAGUGACCACACCUCACCCACCCACCCACCGACCCACCCGACCUGGCAGUCACAGCUCACACACACACACACACACACACACGCAUUACGCAGAGUGACCACACCUCACCCACCUACCGGACCCUGCAGUCACAGACACAACUUACAAAUAUUACACAACUCCUCAUGUUAAACGAGUGUGUGUGUGUGUGUGUGUGUGUGUGUGUGUGUGCCCCCCACACAUUCCUACAGAUUCACUGACUACAGAAGUGCUAAAUUGGAAGGGGGGGGGAGGGCAGAGUGAGAACAGAUCACUCAGGGGUUUUUGAAAAGGCUUUUGGGACAUGAACACAGCCUCUGCAAAUAUGUUUUUCUAAAUCAAAUUAAACCCCUAAUCAAACUUUGACAUUCAGUCAUUUAUAACCCUACGUAUGACAUGAAGGAGAGCGCUGAGAUGAAGAAAGCAUAAAUCGUGACAUAAAUCAACAACGUAACAACUCUUCUUCAUUUUAGAUCAACUGGAAUGCUUUAAAAUAGGGAUGAGUUCUGUCUGUCUUUAUACCAAACAGGGAUCUUCAAUCACUUUCUUGCUCUUGGCAUUCAAUGCCAAUCACUGCUAAGCAGCUAGUCCUUGUUUGCUCUGUGAUUGGCUGCACGCUUUAGAGGCGGGGUAUUCUGGCCAAGUUGACGUGACCGUUUGCGUGACCUUAUUUUUUGAAGACGGAUUAUGUCUUGAGAGUGGAUUAACCAGCCCUGUUAGAAUUUCACUUUUAAGACCUUUGGUUGUGUUUCAUGUCAGGUUGUACAGAACACAUUUCAGGGAGAAAUGUUUUUGUUUUUUUUCCAAAAGGGAAAUCAUUGUGUCAGCAGACCAAGCUGGCAAGUAUUAGAUGCGUCUGAGUCUGAUUUCCAAAGCACCAACUUUGUUCAAAGUUUGCUUACCUCUUAAUCGUACUUAGCUCAAAAAGACAAAAUCAAAUAGGAAAACAAAUCGAUACGUUCAAAACUUCAUUUUCUUUUAUUUAAUACCCAUUCAGCGGAGAGCAUAGCUUUAUGUCUUCGAAUGAAUUCCCAGAGAUGUGUCCGUGUGUGUAAGUGUUUCUGUGUGAGCUCGUUGGAAACUGUCAUCCGGCAUCUGCAUCAUGGGUAGUUUUGCAGCACUCCCUUCAGAGCCAGUUGGCACAAAAUGGUGGCUCGGACGUCUCCACUAUAUCGGCCAAUGGAGCGUCGUCUGUCUCACUCCCUACACAGACAUUCAGUACGGGACAGAAGGCCCUGAUUUUGCACAAACUGUCCCAGUUGGCUCCCUGUAGGAAGGACGAGUGGUCCUGCUCCAACCUCUUAUGCAGUACCAUGGCAACAGCAUCCCAUGAACAUGUGUGGAUUAAUUCAUCUACAUUUCUUGUACAUUUUUAAAUGUUUUUAUUUUCUUUUUGUCACAUUUCUUUUCUGUUGGCCUCCCAUAUUGUGUAGAAAAUCCUAACCAAGUGGUUUAUUUUUAGUUUCCUUUUGUUUUUUAAUGAUAUUGUUUUUAUAUAUAUAUAAAUAUAUAUGUUGUGUAUGUAGUGCUACUUGGGCUGCAUGCUUAAUAAAAAGAAACAUUUCCAAAACGUA